AUGCAACAAGGUGAGGAUGUUGAACCAAAAUUUGUCAAUGAGUGCAGACAGAGAAAUGAUUGGCCAAAAUGGAAAGACGCAAUUCAAGCGGAAUUGACUUCACUUGAAAAACGUGAAGUUUUUGGACCAAUAGUCCGAACACCUGAAGGUGUCAAGCCAGUAGGGUACAAAUGGAUUUUUGUGCGAAAACGAAAUGAAAAAGGUGAAGUCGUAAGAUAUAAAGCACGACUUGUGGCACAAGGUUUUUCGCAAAGACCUGACAUUGAUUAUGUGGAGACAUAUUCUCUUGUGGUAGAUACAAUUACCUUCAGGUAUCUAAUAAAUCUGGCAGUUCAUGAAAAGCUUGAAAUGCGUCUAAUGGAUGUUGUCACAGCCUAUUUAUAUGGAUCAUUAGACCACGAUAUUUUCAUGAAAGUUCCUGAAGCAUACAAUGUGCCUGAAGCAUAUAAAAAUUCGCAAGAAAAAUUAUUCGGUAAGGCUUCAGAAAUCCUUAUAUGGAUAGAAACAAUCAGGGCGAAUGUGAUUGAGCAUUUGAAAAAUGUAAUUUUUGCCCAUCAAUCAACAUACACAGAAAAGGUUUUAAAGCGAUUUUACAUGGAUAAAUCACAUCCAUUAAGUACCCCGAUGGUUGUGAGAUCGCUUGACAUACAUAAAGAUCCAUUUCGACCGCAAGAAAAUGAUGAAGAGCUUCUUGGCAAUGAAACUCCAUAUCUUAGUGCCAUUGGGGCGCUUAUGUAUCUUGCUAAUAAUAACUCGACCAGAUAUCUGUUUUGCAGUAAGUUUAUUGGCAAGAUUCAGCUCGUCCCCAACAAAGAGACAUUGGAAUGGAGUCAAACAUAUAUUAGGAUAUCUUUAGGGAACCAUUGA
Molecule: messenger RNA, 867 nt
Organism: Solanum tuberosum (potato)
Lineage: Eukaryota; Viridiplantae; Streptophyta; Magnoliopsida; Solanales; Solanaceae
Exons: 2
Coding region: 1-867 (288 amino acids)
Source: RefSeq, a predicted model, not a curated record